Molecule: messenger RNA, 1692 nt
Organism: Akanthomyces muscarius
Lineage: Eukaryota; Fungi; Ascomycota; Sordariomycetes; Hypocreales; Cordycipitaceae
Exons: 2
Coding region: 1-1692 (563 amino acids)
Biological process (GO): copper ion import; intracellular iron ion homeostasis; iron ion transport
Cellular component (GO): plasma membrane
Molecular function (GO): ferric-chelate reductase activity
Source: RefSeq, a predicted model, not a curated record
AUGUUAAAACCAAUCAUUGUUGACCAGUACGUCGCCGCUCGCGUCUACUUUGGCUGCGUUGUGGCCAUCUUCUUCCUUGAAGGCAUCAUACGCAAUGUUCUACUCCUACUGUCAAAGAUACGCAAAAAUAAACCGACACCCGCAUCCCACUGGGGUAUCACUGUCUUCCUCCAUAGAACCCUCACCCGCGCUGUUCCCAUCCCUUACUUUACCGACUACCACAUACUCGACGUUGUCCGCUUCGCCAUUUUUGCAGUCCUCAACGUCAUCUUCGCCCUAAACACAAAUCAGUACACGACCGACUACACCCUAUACGGCUGGCUUACCAUUGCCAACGGCGGCCUGGCUUUCCUCCUUGCCGCCCGCAGCAACCUCUUCUCCCUCAUCUUGCGCAUCCCCGCGCCCGUCCUCCUCCAGUACCACCGAUGGAUUGGUCUCGCUACCGUUGCCGAUGCCACGGUGCACGUUUCCUUCAACAUAAUGCACUUUAUCAACACAGACCAGAUUAAGAGCAACUUGGCCUCGGCCCGCAUCCAGGUCGGUCUCGCCGCGUGGGUGUGUCUGGUCAUCAUGCUGCUUACAGCACUGCCCAUUGUUCGUCGACGCUCAUUUGAAGUCUUUUACUACGCACACUUCCUCUUCUUUGUCUUUAUUGGCGGCGCGUUGUACCACACCACCAAGGGCCCUGAGUUCUUGCUCCCCGGCUUUGGACUGUGGGUGAUUGAUCGUGCGAUUCGACUGGCGUAUGGGUUCCGCAAGAUCACCGUCGAGAGCGCCACGUACUACGAGGGCGACUUGACGAAGCUGCGGCUCCGUGGAAUGAGGGCCGCCAAACCCGGUCAAAUGGUCUGGCUUCAGCUCUCUGGCGUCUCGCGUCUAAACUGGCACCCCUUCACAGUUGCGAGCAGCGUUGCUCUGGACGGUGACGAUGCGAUGCCGACCGCGACCAUGACACCGAGAACAACUGUUGCGAUUCGUGGACUGGGCGGCUACACAUCUGCCGUGCAGCAGCUUGCCGAGAAGGAGCCCGACUCGGCAGAAACGUCCAUCAGCAGCUGCAACUUGCGUGUACGUCUCGACGGUCCCUAUGGCGUCUCCCGGUUCAACUGGCACGACGAGCGUCUCGUAGUCCUCGUCGCGGGGGGUGUCGGUAUCACACCCGGUAUCAGCAUCGCCUCGUCUAUUAUCACAGCCGCCACCAUCGGUUCUUCCAGUCCUGCUGAGCCGCCUGUUACCACGCACAUCCAUUUGCUCUGGGUUGUCAAGGAUGCCACACACAUCACCUGGUUUGCCGAUGAACUCCGUUCCCUCCACACUCUUCUCUCCCGCCAGCCCAACCCGACUGUCCGUUUCAAUGUCAUGAUCCAUGUCACCAGCAACGUCUCUAGCACGCCCGCGCCGGCUUUGGAGCCCAGCAACUCUUCUUCCGUCGAGAUGAUGAAACAGGUGCACACCAUGUCGUCAGCGUCGCCGUCGUCUGUUCCGAGCAACGGUAACCCAUGGAGAUUGCAGCAUGGAAGACCAGACAUCCAUCGAUGGUUUACCAACUGCAAAGACACGGCACCCAGCGUAGACGCUGCCGUCAAUGUCUGCGGUCCGGCGGCACUAGUAUUAGACGUGCGGAGGGCAAGUGUGGCGCAGAGCUCAGGCAGCUGCCUGUUUCGCAUUGAAGAGGAGAGCUUUGAACUUUAG